GGCAGUGUUGGGGACGGCUGCGGGGAGCGGCUCCGUAGGCGGGAACGUGGUUCCUCCUCCCACCUCUCCCGCCCCAGAAGAUUCAAAAUGGAUAGUAUAGAAGAACCUCAGAAAAAAGUCUUUAAGGCUCGUAAAACAAUGAGAGUAAGUGAUCGUCAACAACUUGAAGCAGUAUAUAAAGUCAAAGAAGAACUGUUGAAAACUGAUGUCAAGCUGUUAAAUGGCAACCAUGAAAAUGGAGAUUUGGACCCAACCUCACCUUUGGAAAAUAUGGACUAUAUUAAUGACAAGGAAGAGGUGAAUGGCAUUGAAGAGCUUUGUUUUGACCCUGAAAAAAUUAAAUCAGAAUGGAAAGAAACACCCUGUACCUUAAAUGUUAAUGUAAAAAACAAGCAGGAUGAGGAUUUAAAUAGUGAACCUUUGUCUCCCAAUAAUAUAACUCCUGAAUUAGCUUCUAAAUUGACUGCUGAACCAACUUCUGGUGAUCCAGCUGUUGGUGAUCUGACUACUGGAGAUCCAGUCUCCGGAGAUUUGGCUUCUGGAGAGCUGGCCUCUGAAUUACUAUUAAACUCUGGUAAUCCAACAUCUGGUGAUCCCACAUAUGAUGAUCCCCCCUCUGAUGACACCCCCUCUGGUGAUCCCACCUCUGGGGAUCCCACCUCUGGUGUUCCUACUUCUGGUGAGCCAGUCCCUGGGGAACCAGUCUUUGGUGAAACAGUCUCUGGUGACCCCGUCUCUGGUGAUCUGGUUUCUGAUGAAGCAAUCUCUGGUGAGCCUGUCUCUGCUGAACCAGUCUCAAGUGAACAAACCUCAAAAGAACCCAUCUCCAGUGACCUAGUCUCCAGUGAUCAGGCCUGUGAUGAUUCAGCAUCUGGUGAUUUGACCUCUGGAUCAUCAUCCUCUGAUAAUCCAGUCUCUGGUAAUCUGACCUUCAGUGAUCUAGCCUCUAGUGAUCUGGCUUCUGAUGAACCGAAUUCUGAUAAACCAAUUUCUGAAUCAGCCUUUGAUUCCACCUUUAAACCAAGUUCUGUACCAGUUUGUGACCCAGCUCCUGAAACUGACAGCACAGAGCCCAGUAGCAAUAAAGGUGAAGAUUCUCUUGAAAAAAAUGGGGAUGAUGAAAAAUUAGAUCAAAGUUUCACAUUUGGAGAAAAUAAAGCUGAUAGUAAUAUUGAUGCUGGGGAAGAAACUCUCAAAACGGAUGAUAGAAUUAUAGGUUCAGAUCUACCUCCUGAAAAUGAAAAGAAAGUAGAGGAAAAUGCUAUCACAGAGCCUGCUCUUGGAGAAGAAGCUAUAUCAAGCAGUAUGGAAGUUGACCAAAGUGAGAAGAAUGACGAUGAAAAUUCUGCAGACCUUGAAGAAACGAUUAGUGAAAAUGUUAUAAAAAAUGACAAAAGUGAGAAUAUCUUAGAAAAUACAGAUUCUAUGGAGACAGAUGAAAUCAUUCCUAUUUUGGAGAAGCUUGCACCUGCUGAAGAUGAACUAACUUGCUUUUCUAAAACUUCUCUCCUUCCAAUUGAUGAGACAAAUCCAGAUUUGGAAGAAAAAAUGGAAGGGUCUUUUGGUUCACCAUCUAAACAAGAAAGUAGUGAGAGUUUGCCAAAAGAAGCCUUUUUGGUCCUUUCUGAUGAGGAGGAUAUUUCAGGAGAAAAAGAUGAGUCUGAAGUGAAAUCACAAAAUGAGACAUGCUCUCCAGAAGUAGAAGAAAGUAAUGAAAAGGAUGACAAACCUGUAGAAGAAGAGCAAGUAAUACAGGAAGAUGAAAGGCCUUCUGAAAAAAGUGAAUUUUCCAGAAGAAAACGUUCUAAAUCAGAAGACAUGGACAAUGUGCAGUCCAAGCGCCGUCGAUAUAUGGAAGAAGAAUAUGAGGCAGAAUUUCAAGUGAAGAUUACAGCCAAAGGAGAUAUAAACCAGAAAUUACAAAAGGUUGUACAAUGGUUGCUGGAAGAAAAAUUGUGUGCGCUGCAGUGUGCUGUAUUUGAUAAGACUUUGGCAGAAUUAAAAACUCGAGUGGAAAAGAUUGAAUGUAACAAGAGGCAUAAAACAGUCCUCACUGAACUACAGGCCAAGAUAGCCAGGUUAACUAAACGCUUUGGAGCAGCCAAAGAAGAUCUUAAGAAAAGACAAGAAAAUCCACCAAACCCACCUGUAUCACCAGGAAAGUCUGUAAUUGAUGUCAACAGCAAUAACAAUGCAUCCUACAGAAAUGUAACCACAGUGAGACAGAUGCUGGAGUCCAAAAGAAAUGUAAGCGAGAGUACACCAUCAUCAUUUCAGACCCCUGUGAAUACAGUAUCUUCAACCAGUCUUGUUACUCCUCCAGCGGUUGUUAGUGGUCAACCUAAAUUGCAUACUCCAGUGACUUCAGGUUCUCUGACAGCAACAUCAGUUCUUCCUGCACCCAACACAGCUACAGUAGUUGCUACGACUCAGGUGCCUAGUGGAAAUCCCCAGCCUACCAUCUCUUUGCAACCUUUACCAGUGAUCUUGCAUGUACCUGUUGCAGUAUCCUCCCAGCCUCAACUUCUGCAGAGUCAUCCAGGGACUUUAGUGACCAAUCAACCAUCCGGCAAUGUUGAAUUCAUUUCUGUGCAAAGCCCACCUACAGUGAGUGGUCUUACCAAAAAUCCAGUAUCCUUGCCAUCCUUGUCAAACUCCACUAAACCAAACAAUGUUCCUUCUGUGCCCAGUCCCAGUAUUCAAAGGAACUCUCCUGCCAGUGCUGCACCAUUGGGAACAACACUUGCGGUACAAGCUGUUCCAACAGCACACUCUAUUGUACAAGCCACAAGGACUUCUCUACCCACAGUGGGCCCCUCAGGACUUUAUAGUCCCUCAAAUAAUCGAGGUCCUAUACAGAUGAAAAUUCCAAUUUCUGCUUUUAGUACUUCAUCUCCUGCAGAACAGAGCAGUGCUACGACCCUAAGAAUUGAAAACCAGACAAACAAAACAUUAGAUGCUUCUGUUAAUAAGAAAGCAGCUGAUAGCACAUCACAGAGUGGAAAGGCCACAAGCAGUGAUUCAGGUGGUGUUAUUGAUCUCACAAUGGAUGAUGAAGAGAGUGGAGCUUCACAAGACCCUAAAAAGCUCAAUCAUACUCCUGUAUCAACCCUGAGUUCUUCGCAGCCUGUGUCUCGACCAUUGCAACCCAUCCAGCCAGCGCCACCUCUUCAGCCAUCUGGGGUGCCAACAAGUGGACCAUCUCAGACAACCAUACACUUACUACCUACAGCUCCAACCACCGUGAAUGUAACACAUCGUCCAGUAACUCAGGUGACUACAAGACUCCCUAUACCAAGAGCUCCUGCAAACCACCAAGUGGUUUAUACAACUAUCCCAGCACCACCAGCUCAGGCUCCCCUGCGAGGAACUGUUAUGCAGGCUCCUGCUGUUCGGCAGGUCAAUCCCCCAAAUAGUGUCACAGUUCGAGUGCCUCAAGCAACUACAUAUGUUGUAAACAACGGACUAGCCCUGGGAUCAACAGGACCUCAGCUCACAGUGCAUCAUCGACCACCGCAAGUGCAUACUGAGCCCCCACGCCCUGUGCAUCCAGCACCCUUACCAGAAGCCCCACAACCGCAGCGUCUGCCCCCAGAAGCUGCCAGCACAUCUCUGCCUCAGAAGCCACACUUGAAAUUAGCACGAGUUCAGAGUCAAAAUGGUAUUGUACUGUCAUGGAGUGUCCUGGAGGUGGAUCGAAGCUGUGCCACUGUUGACAGCUACCAUCUCUAUGCUUAUCAUGAGGAACCCAGUGCCACUGUGCCCUCACAAUGGAAAAAGAUUGGAGAGGUAAAGGCACUUCCCUUGCCCAUGGCAUGCACUCUCACCCAGUUUGUAUCUGGCAGCAAAUACUACUUUGCAGUACGAGCCAAGGAUAUUUAUGGACGUUUUGGACCUUUCUGUGAUCCUCAGUCAACGGAUGUGAUCUCUUCAUCCCAGAACAGUUAAAACCUUGGAGCCUUUAUCUCUUCCACUUUCAGAAGUUCCACUUUUUUGGUCUUGUUUUAAUCUUGUGCAUGAUACCCAUUGUAAAAUCCAUAUUGUGCAAGAUUUCUUGGACAGAUGUGUAUAUACACUACAUUUGUUUAUAAUCAGAGGUAAAAUAAACUCAGCCCAUAAAGGGAGAAUUUUCCUGGACAAUUCAAGCUUCAAAGUUGGAAAUGUAAAUGUGCACCUUGCUUUAGUUUUGACGUUGGGGAAUAUGUGUGGGUGUUUUUGUGUGUUUUUCCCUAUUUAUAUGUUUAUUGCAGUGGAAUCUCCCAUUUUCAUUCUCCAAUUUACCUCUUCUGGUAUGAAGUAAGUAGAUGAUCAAAGGAUCUGAGGUAUGUAACUGGCAUGAUUCUGCUUCUAAGGGAUCUGGAGUUUCAUAGUUAAAUGAUUUAAACGGAAUCUAAACAAAACCCAAAGAAAUAAAUAAUAAGCAAAAUUACUAAAUAGUUUUAAACAGGUUAAUUUGAACACAGGAAAGGAUUUGUUUAUCUUUUCUUUUGUCUCUUCUGGGUUGUUAAGUAGGCAAAAAAGAUCUGCAUCACCCCCUCCUUUUCCUCCUUUUCCUGAUCUGGCUUUUACAUUUAUUUUGUGCCUUAAAGAUUAACUACAAAAGUAAACAGGGCCACUUGUCCAUUGUGGUUUUACUGCUCACUUUCAGCCUUUCACCUUCAUUUCUCCUUCAUCUCCACCAACUAUAUAGCAUACUCCCCUGAAAUAAAAUUUAAACUAAGGCUUUUAUAUAAAUAUGUUCAUCACUUCAUUUAACUUCCCAAAUUUUGACUUGCUGUUUUCUUCUAAAAAUAUAAAUGCUUUUAUUUUUGAUCACUAUUUAACUGUGUGUAAAGGUGAUCAAGAGAAGACCAUACUGUGUAAGAAAAUUUUCUUUCAAACAUAUUUUAGUAUCUGUGUUGCACACUGUGUUAGAAAUUAAGAAAGCAAUUCUAGUUUACAUGAUCACCCAAAGCGUUCUUUCAAAGGAAGUAAUUAGUAAAGUUCACUAAAUACAGGAGGCUAAACGAUCAAAGGGAAAUCUCUCUUUCCUCUUUAUUCUUUCAUCAUUUUUCCUGUUUUCUUUCACCUUUUGUUUUGAUGGUGCCAACAUUUGUCUGUGUUUACCCUAUGUCAGCUUUGAAUGGAACUUAAAGUAUAUACUUGGGAUCAUUUUAUAUGACAAUAAGAUAACAAUUUUCUGUGCAUCUCUUUGCCUCUUCAAAGUUAACCCAAUUUUGCUUAGGUCUUUCUUGGAUUUUCAGUUUGGUUGCCAGCUAUAUUGGUAUCAGGUAGGUGUUUGAGUGUAGAUAGUUUAGGAUAGGAAAGCUGGGGUAAUUUGGGAGAUGAGAGUGUGGUUGGAAAUAUUUUGAAAAGAAUUUUUGAAGUUUGUGAAAUAAUUUUUCAAGUCAUCUUCCCUUGCCAUCUUUGAAUUCUUAUUUCUACCCUGUCAUUAAUUUUUCCUGGAAUUACAGGAGGAGGCUAUCCCUUUUAUUAAUGCUGCUUUGUUUUAUAACUUUGAUGACUUGUAGUCAGAAGCAUUCUCCCCAUACAAAAACUCUCUUUAGAGACUUCCACUAGUCACUGUGCUGUUAUGCUAGGUGUAAUGUUUGAAUGAUGCUGAAGAAAGCAUACAGAUUGCCAAAAUGUAAAUGCUUCCUUUCACUUUCAGAAAGUGAGAUCACAAUGAGAAUUAAAGUUUCCAUGAAUCAAAUUUGCCAACAAACUAUAUAGGUGUUACUCAUUCAAGGACUAAUGAUGAUGGUCAAGACAUUCCCAAUGUCAUGCCAAUGAAAAUUUAAAAGGCAAAAAAUUGAUGAUCUUCCAGAUGUCUCUGAACACCUAUCUGUAUCUGCAUGUAUAUAUGUUUUUCCAGCAGUGGUUGCAAUAUUGAUAAUUAAUCUAGAUCAUUCCUGUCUACAAGGGAAAGCCCAUGUUCAAAAUUCUUUAUUGGCCUGUUUUAUGGUCACGUAGUAACAAUUUGUUUACCAAGUGUAGAAGAGUUCCCCUUUUUAUUUAUAUUCACUGAUACUUUGUUUUCCAAAGCUUUCAUAGCAUUAUAUAAUCAGGUGAAAAAAUCCGAGUAGAAUGAAAAUGUUGUAUUAUUUUAGCCUAUCUUGUGUGUUUUCUGUCAGAGGAAAAAAAAUUCUCAAAUAGUAGCCCUAAAAACAGAUUUUUACAGUAAAAUAAAAGUUUCAUUCCACCUGGUGGAAGGAAGGAAUAAAGAGAGACUGUAAUGAUUUGAGGACAAAGUAUGUAAAAUGGUCUCACAUUAACAUGUCAUUGUAUUUAAAGUUCACAGCUUUACUGGAUUUACUGAAAGGUGGUAGGCUUGAACUCUAGGCUUUUAUUUUGAAUAUUUUUUAAUGUUGAUGAGCACUGACUCUUUGGUUUGUUUCUUUUGGGGAGAGAGAAUGGAAGAUUCAACUAGAUAAAGCUGCUGAUUAUGACUUUAGUAGCACUUCACACUCCAAGGUACCUUUUUUUAUUUCACAGGUACCUUUUCACAAAGUAUUACAAAUAAAAUUGAUUAUCCCAUUUUGGGAAUGCAAGUUUGCUACAUUUUUAGCCUGACAAUACCUGUGUAAGUAUUGUCUUAUUGGAAAUCCUGGAAACUUCUGAUAUUUCAACCUGAAAUGUAGGAUGUUUAUAUGGCAUUUAAAGGUAACAGUGAUGUUUGUUACUCUCUACUUUGCACUUUGUCAGAGUAAAUUUCACCCUGUUUUAAGUGUGAGUAACCCUCUUUUUAAAAUUAUGUUCUUGCCAGUAAAUUUAUAAAUGACAUACAAAGACAUCUGUUGUUAACUUUAUGAGGUAACUAGCUCUCUGUUCCUCUCGACUCACUUUGAAAAUAUGCAGAAUACUGUGUACUGUUUACACAGUGGAUGGUUUAUGAGAAAAGUGAAGAGUAGCGCUUUCUUCCUUAAAAGUGAGUAUUGGGAUACCAUUGGCCUCAAAAAGAGGUGUUCCCCACUCUCCCCACCCCAUUGCUAGAUAAUAACUGAAAAGUAAAAUUGGGGGAAAAAAAUACUUAUAGCAAGGAGCUUAGAAUCUUAGGUGCAUCUUUGUGUAGACGUCCCGAGCCCCGCUGCACCACACGGUUCUCUUACGGUCUCGCGUUGUUUGCUCUUUUACUUAAAUUUUUCAAAUCAUUUAUGCAGCAAGGUGAGUGUUACUAUUGCAUGAGAUGCAUUUAUCUUGUUCCACAAAUUUUCCAGUACUGUACAAAAUUAACAAAAUAAUGCCUGUGGUAUCCUCUCACUGCUACACACUGUGAUCUUAGCACAGUCUAAUACUGCAAAGAUCUUCCAAGUGUUCUCCCCAACUCCUUGUCUUGGGCAACUGAAGUAUACUAUAAUUAGUUAUUUUAAUUUUAUCAUUGACUAGUCAUUGGCCUGUUUUAUUCUUUUUUUUUUUUUUUUUUUUCAGAAAAACCAUGUCCCAGUAUUAGAUUAUUACAAAUAAUUUAUCUAAAACCAGUGUAUGAUUCUGCCUUCCUUACUCUUUAUAUAGGCAAAUGAUCUCCUCCCCCUUUCUUUUUUACUUUUUGGGACAAAAAAAUCGAUUGAAGCAAUUCUCAUGAGGUGUUCUGUUAGUGUGGCAGACAUCUGAUUUCUCAAACCUGUUCUCCUUGAGCCAGCCAUUGGGGAAGAAUAGGAUAAUACAAACACCUUUUCUCAUCUUAAAAUAGUUUUAUUCUAAGUAAGUUUUUCUGGUUUUUUAUUUGUAGAGUCAGCUAAGUACCCAUUUGUAUUUAAAUGCUGUCUUUUUUUUUAAAGGGUUUGUUUGUAAAUAAGGUAACUGGGCAAUCAAACACCUUUUGGGGGACCUGGCUUUAGUAUUUUAUCAGCCAUUUCAAAAUUAAAUGCAAAAAUAAAUUCUUUGUAGGAAACUUGCAUCCUGAUUUUUCUUUCUUUACAGUUUAAAGUGUAAAUAAUAAGACAGUGUAAGACCUAAUGUCUAAAAUAAACUGGGCUAUAGCAAGUUGCCCUAUUUUUAUUAGGUUUUGAAGGUUUUUGUGGGUUUGUUUUUUUUUUUUAAUGUAAGUAGAGUGGUGUCUGUGUAAGUGUUAACUGUAGUGGGAUUUUGUCCAGCAAGCCUGAAAUUUAUACUUUGAAAUAAACUACUGGGUUUUUAACAUUCUGAGUAUCUGAGUCAUUCUAAUGCUGAUUCUUCUCAGUCCUUGUGUUGUUUUUUUAGAUCUCUCUCUCUCACCUUGUUAAAAAUCGCCUGUUAAACUGUACAGUAUGCUUUACUUAACCAGCUUGGCAAUACCAUGGCUCUCAAGCCACAUAGUUAUUCAACAGUGAAAGAAUAGUUGCUCUGUAGAGUUGCUCCCAGAUUAGACAGUGCUUUGAACUAGUGGGAGAUGACAUUCAGGUGUGCUAGGUUGCCUGCCUUGCCUGCACCACAAAAAGACAAGCGAUGCUCGUCAAGGACCAGAAAAAUCACUGACUGUAUUUCUGUCAGUUGUUGCUUUGAAAAUGCUGCCCACCACCCUCUCAGGCCGUGUCAUUAAGUAUAUCCAGCCAAGGGGGAAAGAAAGAACAUGGAGUAGUCCAGGUUCUUAGUGGCCGGGCCCGAAGUGCCUCUCAUCUCAGGUUCCAUAGGCAUGCGCUCUUGUCACGUGGCACAACUACCUAAGGGAACCUGGGAGACGUGGCAGUACAAUCAGACAUGAAAGGAGAAUAUGGAUUUUGGUGAAUGAGGAAGCAGUUUCUGCCCUGCCCGUAAAAGCUUGUCUGCUGAGGCUUGGUAUUGUUGUCAUAUGUGAUGUUUCUGUUAUUUAUUUAUUUUUUCAUAUUAAUCAUUUUUAAUUUUUUUGUUCACUUCUGGUUAUUUUUUAAAUU
This is a messenger RNA of Talpa occidentalis (Iberian mole), 8828 nucleotides long. It is a transcript of the gene ATF7IP, whose product is annotated as activating transcription factor 7 interacting protein. Gene Ontology annotation, cellular component: transcription regulator complex; nucleus. Lineage: Eukaryota; Metazoa; Chordata; Mammalia; Eulipotyphla; Talpidae. Gene Ontology annotation, molecular function: transcription coregulator activity; protein binding. Gene Ontology annotation, biological process: regulation of DNA-templated transcription. The record is from RefSeq and is a predicted model, not a curated record.